UCUCGAAGAAGAUUUCUGACCCGGAAGUUUAUUCUGACAAUUCUACGACCCGGAUGUUAAUGUCGGUGAAACUUCAUUUGAAUGCUUUUUGUUGGAUACGAUGUUAGAAUAAAGGACGAGGCUGGGCUCAAAGGCAAUAUGGCUCACAUCACCAUCAACCAGUACCUGCAGCAGGCCUAUGAAGCCAUCGACAACCAGAAGGGGGCACUCUGUGCUGAGCUGCUGUCCUUUAAACACCCCCACGUAGCCAACCCAAGGCUCCAGCUGGCCAACCCAGAGGACAAAUGUCAGCAGGUUCUUGAGCCACCGUACGAUGAAAUGGUGGCUGCUCAUCUAAGGUGUACGUAUGCAGUUGCCAAUCAUGACUUUGUAGAAGCCUACAAGUUCCAGACCAUUGUCGUCCAAUCCUUUUUGAGAGCAUUUCAGUCCCACAAAGAGGAGAACUGGGCAUUGCCUGUGAUGUUCACUGUCACACUGGAUUUGAGGAUAUUUGCUAACAAUGCAGAGCAGCAGUUGCAACUGAAGGGCAAGGGUCAACCGAGUGAGAUGCUAGAAAAAGCUGCCGAGCAACUCAUGAGCUGCUUUCGAGUUUGUGCCAGUGACAAUCGAGCUGGGAUCGACGACUCAAAAAAGUGGGGCAUGAUGUUUCUAAGCAACCAGCUCUUCAAGAUCUACUUUAAGAUCAAUAAGCUACAUUUGUGCAAGCCGCUUAUCAGGGCCAUCGACAGCUCCAACCUAAAGAACGACUACAGUCCUGCUCAGAAGGUCACAUACAAAUACUAUGUAGGUCGCAAAGCCAUGUUCGACAGUGACUUCAAACCAGCCGAGGAGUUUCUUUCCUAUUCCUUCCGACACUGCCAUCGUGCCAGUCAGAAAAACAAGAGAAUGAUUCUCAUCUACCUGCUGCCUGUCAAGAUGUUGCUGGGCCAGAUGCCAACGCUUCAGCUCCUGGAGAAAUACGACCUCCUUCAGUUUGCUCAAGUCACCAAGGCUGUCAGUGACGGAAACCUGCUGCUAUUAAAUGAGGCUCUUUCCAAACACGAGACCUUCUUCAUCCGCUGUGGCAUCUUCCUCAUCCUGGAGAAGCUUAAGAUAAUCACAUACAGGAACCUCUUCAAGAAAGUGUACCUGCUGCUGAAGACACACCAGCUGCCUUUGGACACCUUUUUGGUGGCCCUGAAAAUGAUGAAGGUGGAAGAUGUUGACGUGGAUGAAGUGCAGUGUAUCCUGGCAAACCUAAUCUACAUGGUGAGGUCACAUCAAAGGUUACAUCUCUCAUCAACACCAGAAGCUUGUGGUCAGCAAACAGAAUCCCUUUCCUCCACUGUCUACAAUCUCCUAAGCUACUGUAUAUUAGCUCAUAAGAUGGCUUCCUUUGACUGGGAGGGUUGGCAGCGAUCAGUCUCUGCUAGCCGUCCAAGUACAAAUGGAUUGGACGUCUCUCACCGUCAACAGCUGGCAAGAAGUUAAGACCAACUAAAAUUCAUUUUUUUGUAUAACUAAUGGUCAAUCAUGAAAUAAAAGACACUGUUUUGUAUGCUCUGCUUCAUUCUUAACAGUGUUCGUUUUAGUCCUUCUUAGUAAUUGGAUUUCCUGGUUUUAUGUUUGGAUUGGGACACAGCAGGAAUGUUUUCAUAGUUCCUUUUUUCCCCCAUUUUUGGGGGAAGGGAAUGGGGCCCAUCCACAUGUAAAAAAUUGUAACACAUAGUAUACUUCGGACUAUAAGGUACACCAGAUUAUAAAGAGCAUGGUUA
Messenger RNA from Corythoichthys intestinalis (scribbled pipefish), 1754 nucleotides. RefSeq names its product PCI domain containing 2 (gene pcid2). Bases 82 to 1470 code for a protein of 462 amino acids. Gene Ontology annotation, molecular function: double-stranded DNA binding; RNA binding. Gene Ontology annotation, biological process: post-transcriptional tethering of RNA polymerase II gene DNA at nuclear periphery; transcription elongation by RNA polymerase II; poly(A)+ mRNA export from nucleus. The record is from RefSeq and is a predicted model, not a curated record. The transcript has 15 exons. NCBI's taxonomy places the organism in Eukaryota, Metazoa, Chordata, Actinopteri, Syngnathiformes, Syngnathidae. Gene Ontology annotation, cellular component: transcription export complex 2.